Molecule: messenger RNA, 1212 nt
Organism: Exophiala oligosperma
Lineage: Eukaryota; Fungi; Ascomycota; Eurotiomycetes; Chaetothyriales; Herpotrichiellaceae
Exons: 2
Coding region: 118-978 (286 amino acids)
Cellular component (GO): mitochondrion
Molecular function (GO): delta(3,5)-delta(2,4)-dienoyl-CoA isomerase activity
Source: RefSeq, a predicted model, not a curated record
AUCUAUUGCAAUGUUGAAAGGGUUUUCACUGUCUGAACACAUCCACCGCCCUUCUUGAGAGCUCAACUCAUCUCUAGAUCGGCUUGAGAGAUUCGCCUAGUACAACCUCUGAAGAAAAUGGCUUCCUACGCCUCGACGACGUUCAAGUACUACAAUGUCACGAAUCCAGCUCCUUAUAUCGUGCAUGUGGAAAUCAAUCGACCAAAGAAGUUGAACGCAUUCAGUCCACCUAUGUGGGUUGAGCUGAAGGGAAUCUUCGAGCGGUUGUCGACUGACCCUGACGUUCGAUGCAUUCUCCUUUCUGGAGCCGGAGACCGAGCAUUCACAACAGGCCUCGACGUGGAAGCAGCAUCGGCAAAAGACGCCACACCCAUCGUUGCCCAGGACUUUGUCGACCCAUCUCGCCGGGCGACACAACUCCGGCGGUACAUCCUCGAACUACAAGAAGCCAUUUCGGUGGUGGCUCGUUGCGAGAAACCCGUCAUCGCGUUGCUACACGGUUACGCCUACGGACUGGGGAUUGACCUCUCGUCGGCAUGUGACAUGCGAUUCUGUCUGGCAGAUACCAAGUUCAGUGUCAAGGAGGUCGACAUUGGAUUGGCCGCCGACGUAGGAACGUUGAGCAGAUUGCCCAAGGUGGUGGGCGGGGUGACGAGCUGGGUAAAGGAAGUGUGUAUGAGUGCACGAGUGUUCGGCGCAGACGAAGCCAAAGACAACGGCUUCGUCAGCAGGGUGGUCAGCGGCAGCAAGGCCGAGCUCAUCCAAGAAGGCAUGCAGUUCGCGCAGUACAUGGCGACCAAGAGUCCGGUGGGUGUUCAAGGCACGAAGAACAUUCUUGACGCUGCGUGGGGAAGAACGGUGGAAGAUAACCUCAACUACACGGCAGUGUGGAACGCGGCGAUGGUGCAGAGCAGUGACGUCGAAAGAGCCAUCAUGAGUGGACUGCGCAAGAAGACGCCGACGUUUGAGAAGCUGUGAGAGAGGACGAGCAUGUGCCUGAUGCAGAUGACUCUCAGCUAUGUCUGGCUUUUGUACGGGAGUAUAAGACUCCGUAACAGACAAUAACCCAGUUGUGGCGCGCACUAUUUGGCAAUUAAACUCGGGCCUUGGAAAGAGCAGUGCGAGCAGUUAAUGAGACACAUUAUUUUGAGCAGGCAGAGAAUGGUGAUGACACGACUCUGUAACAUCAAUAAACAGUUCUCGGAACUUUUC